Molecule: messenger RNA, 2769 nt
Organism: Mesorhabditis belari
Lineage: Eukaryota; Metazoa; Nematoda; Chromadorea; Rhabditida; Rhabditidae
Source: the annotation of a GenBank genome assembly
AUGCCUAAACCGUUUCAAGAAAGUAAACCUGGAAAUCUAAAGGAUCCCACGGUUGCUUCUUUAUUUUCUGCAAAGGAUCCAGAACUUCGAUUUGAUGAUUUACGAGAAAUCGGGCAUGGAUCUUUUGGAGCCGUCUACUAUGCUUUUGAUAAAGAAUCUGGAGAGACGGUGGCAGUCAAGAAAAUGGCUUUCUCGGGAAAACAAGGCCACGAAAAAUGGAAUGAUAUAAUCAAGGAGGUCUCGUUUUUGCAAAAAAUCAAUCACCCGAAUAUUGUACAGUACAAGUCCUGUUUUCUAAAAGACCAAACAUGCUGGUUGAUCAUGGAGUAUUGCAUUGGUUCUGCUGCUGAUAUUGUAGAUGUCCUAAGGAAGGGGCUUUUGGAGAGUGAAAUUGCCGCAAUAUGUGCGCAAACCCUUGACGCUCUUGGGUAUCUUCAUGGUUUAAACCGAAUACAUCGUGAUGUGAAGGCCGGAAAUAUCCUAUUAACUGAUUUUGGAGUUGUAAAACUUGCGGACUUUGGUAGUGCUUCGGUGGUUUCUCCUGCUCAGACUUUUAUUGGAACUCCGUUCUUUAUGGCACCAGAGGUAAUUCUCGCUAUGGACGAAGGUCAAUAUACGGAAAAGGCAGAUGUUUGGUCGUUGGGUAUAACAUGCAUUGAAUUGGCCGAACGUCGUCCGCCUUUAUUCAAUAUGAAUGCUAUGUCCGCUCUGUAUCACAUUGCUCAAAAUGAUCCUCCAACUUUGCAACCGACAGAAAAUGGAGAGACUACUCCAUGGAGUGAGACGUUUGUUUCUUUUAUCGAGCAAUGUUUAAAAAAGGAUCCUGAAGAACGGCUAAACACAACGGCUUGCAUGAACCACAAAUUCAUAAAAACGCCUCGCUCUCCAAAGACGAUUGUCGAAUUGAUCUCAAGAACUAAGGAAUUAGUUCUUGAAUUGGAUAACUUUCAAUAUCGGAAAAUGCGGAAGCUGAUGUAUCUUGAUCAAAAUAAAGACAUAGAUGAAUCAGGGGAACCAUCGAACCCAAUCACGGAAUCAACAUCACCGCUAAUUUCUGCUGGUAGUAGAGCCUCGGUUCCUAUUGGUGGAACAGACAGUCCUGAUAGCAACUCGAAUAGCAAUAGUUUGGCCUCAUAUUCAUCGGUUCGAAGUAGCGCUGGAAAAAGUACUUCAAAAAAGCAAAGAGCUGGUAUUCCGGAAGUAUUCUGGUUUCCUAACGUCCCACCAAAAGAGGAACAAAUCUCAGAUGAGAAUCGCAGCUUAACGACUGCUACACCAACAUCUGCUAUUUCUGAAUCUCCACAAAUACUUACCGAUUUGAGGAUGCUCACUCCGGCUUCAAAUGCGCCACGACGAAGCCCUCCACCACAAUUCGAAUUCAAUAUCAAGGAUGAAAUGAUGACGCUAAGACGAUCCAAGUUUUCUACUUUGCGAACUACAAAGGUGAUUGCUCGGGAACAUGAAGAUUAUUUGAGAGAUAACAACUUUGCUGAACAAAUGAGCAGUUAUAAACGUCUUCGACAAGUUCACCACAAAGAGCUUCGACAGUUAGAAGACCGAUGUAAAACUGAACUUGACGUCCUACAUCAGAAACAAGAACGUGAAAUGGAUCAACUAAAUUCUAACUAUGCAAAGGAGCGUCAAAAAGUUCAGAAUGGAAGGACAACUGAAAUGGACAAAAGAAGAAAAGAGUAUGAGGAGAUUGAACGAAAACUACGGAAGCAAAUUUCGACACGACAUCAACAUGAAUUGAAAUCGUUCGCUGCAGCUCAACUGAAGGAAUACAAAUUCAACAAGGAACAAGAGCGCCAUCGGCUGAAGCAACAAGGAAGUCAAUUUGGAAACUUUGAGCAGCAAAUGAAAUCUGCUAAAGAUCAACUCAACAAGAUAAAAAUUGACCACGAGAGAAGAUUCGAAAAGACACUUGUUGGUGAGCUUGAAGAAGAAAUGCGAAAGCACCGUCGGGCAUCGUUGAUUCGGCUACAUGGUCAUGAAGAGAGAAUGGGAAACGAGGAAAUGGCAAUCCGUGAGCGUCAAAUGGACUCCAUGCAUGCACUUUUACGCAAUCAUCACCGACAGACGACUUUAAUUGAAGAAAAGCAAAUGCAAGAAAUUCAUAACAUGAAAACGCGUCAUCAGGACAUUCAACAUGAGGCUGAACGGGGCAAUCAAGAAAACUACACACGUCGAUUGAAAGAAGAAUUGCGCAGGAAGCAUGCUCAACAAAGCAAGCAGCAACCUAAAGAGAUCAAGGCAAAAGAAGCUCAGAUUCGAAAGCAAUAUCGUCAAGCAGUAAAAACGCAAACCAGACAAUUCAAAAUUUAUCACACUCAAAUGCUUCAAAGUGCGAAUGCGUUGGAAACAAAGGAGCUCACCCAAAAGCUGAAAGAUGAUCAAAAGCGUCGAAUUUCUCUCUUGACUUCACAAUAUGAGAGUCAAAUAUUUAAUAUGGUACACGAGAAAACGGUCAAACUCGAUGCAGAACAAGAGGAAGAGGCUCGUUUGCUGGACGAAAAAUUGGCGAAUGAAGAACGAGAAUUGAAGGAAUAUCAAGCUCGCCAAAAAUCUCAAUUAAGCGUACAGAUUCAGAAGGAGAUGGAUCAACUUGCAGAACGUAUUGCUCUUCGUCUAGCUCGACUCGAACAAAAAGUCAAGGAGAACAAGGAAAAACAUUUCGCCCUGUUUCGAGAGUCCGAAACGAGUCGGCAAGAAAGACAAAAACGGCAGCUUCAAGAGCUCGAUGCUGCAGCCGGAACAUCGACGGCCCUU